Messenger RNA from Poecilia reticulata (guppy), 842 nucleotides. RefSeq lists its product as uncharacterized. Gene Ontology annotation, biological process: cytolysis in another organism; monoatomic cation transport; pore complex assembly. Gene Ontology annotation, molecular function: channel activity. The record is from RefSeq and is a predicted model, not a curated record. NCBI's taxonomy places the organism in Eukaryota, Metazoa, Chordata, Actinopteri, Cyprinodontiformes, Poeciliidae. Gene Ontology annotation, cellular component: pore complex.
CCUACCUCAACACAAUGCCUCGCCGUCGCUGCGCCGUUGAGAUCAGGAACAAUACAAACUACUACACUCUUUCCAACCCAAGGGUCUACACUGAGAGCGGCUUCUGCCAGGUCCCUUUCCCUUCGAUGGUCGAUCCCUGCUCUGCCGUCAAGGCUCACUUCAACAAGACGACAGGCCUGGCGAGCGGCGCUGUUGGCGUUUUCACUUACGACCUUUUCGAUGGCGAGCUGAACGACUACAACCACAUCAUGGCCGUCAUGUUCUCCGUGCCGUAUGACAGAGUCAUUUAUUCCAACUGGUUUGCUGUGGGAAUCUUUAAUAAAGAUAGAAAAUGCGACCGCAGCCUUUUUGUCAAGAUGUACAAUGGAAGUGAGAGUAACUUUGUCAGAGGGAAGGCUGACGAGCCAGCCAGUAGUCACCCCCGUUUUUACGAGGGUGACUACGUUAUUCUCAGUGCCUCCAUGACAAACUUGGGCGAAGCCUUCCUGUCGGUGGAGAUCAAUGACACUGGAUUGUAUUAAGUCUUUGAUGUGAUAACUAACUAUAAGAUGUGAUCACCCGUAUUCCUAACAAAUGAGUGAAUCACUGAUACAGCUGAAAGCGGAGCUUCAAGUUUAGAGCAAAUAUCUACUGAGGCUCGUUUGUCACAUUAAACCCAUUUUCUCAGGCAUUGAAGGUAUCAUCCACUAAGCCCACAUUUCUGUAAUUAUUUUUAUAUUUAGCUGAUGUAAUAUUAUUAAACUAUAUAUAAUUACACGGGUGUGGGAGCUGUUAUCAAUGAAAACUCUACGGAAACUCAUUUUGACUAGCGAGUGUUCCUCAUUUCACACCACAGGCUGAAA